AUGAACACGCUCGGCUACGCUACCAUUCUUCCCUCGCGCUCCAGCAAGCAACAUACCCUCGACUUGACGAGCCAAACCCCAGAACUGCAACCCGCCUCAGUUCCCGACGUCCCGUCGUCCCCGGCCUCCGCACCCCAGCUACAGGGUUCUCCAUCCUCUAUGUGCGCCCGGCCGUGUCUUGGCGCUGGCGACCUGCCAGUCGGUCGCUGGCUCGGGUGUAAUCCCCGCUCCCCGGUCGCCCAACCUUGGUUCGUGCCGUACCGGGGGGAGCCUGUUGCACACUCUGUACACUACGCCUAG
Thermothelomyces thermophilus ATCC 42464 is the source of this 300-nucleotide messenger RNA. RefSeq lists its product as uncharacterized. Bases 1 to 300 code for a protein of 99 amino acids. The record is from RefSeq and is a predicted model, not a curated record. The transcript has a single exon. NCBI's taxonomy places the organism in Eukaryota, Fungi, Ascomycota, Sordariomycetes, Sordariales, Chaetomiaceae.